This is a messenger RNA of Ictidomys tridecemlineatus (thirteen-lined ground squirrel), 10957 nucleotides long. RefSeq names its product protocadherin 10 (gene Pcdh10). Gene Ontology annotation, molecular function: calcium ion binding. The record is from RefSeq and is a predicted model, not a curated record. Gene Ontology annotation, cellular component: plasma membrane. Gene Ontology annotation, biological process: homophilic cell-cell adhesion. NCBI's taxonomy places the organism in Eukaryota, Metazoa, Chordata, Mammalia, Rodentia, Sciuridae.
AGCGCUCGGAGCUCAGAAACUGCCAGCCGAGAUCACAAGCUUUGAGGCUGAAGCUGGAGGAAUGAAGGACUGAAAGAAAAAGAGACAGGUUAGAAGCAAAGAGCCUUGUGCAGGAAACAGCAAAAAGAAAAUUGCUCAUUAUAUUUACAGAGAGGCAAGUGACGGUGGAGAAGAGGACAAAGGGAGAGAAGAUAUGAAAGCCAAAAAAUACAAAUAGAGCGAAAGAGGGAAAAAAAAUGUCAAGAACAUCCAGCCAGAGAAAUGAAGAGAAUGAAAGUUUUAUGCUGCAGAGCCGUUCUGUGUUUUUCCGGCACAAAAUUCUCUCGCUGUUUUUAAGCCCUCCUGCAUUUGCCAGCCGUUGAUAUUAAGAGGGAUGUUCAGCGGUGCCAGCAGCAUCUCUUCUUCCUUCUCCUCUUCCUCUUCAUCUUCUUCCUCCUCCUCCUCUUUUUCCUCCUCCUCAUUCUCCUCCCAUCAGCAAGAAGACAAACCGAGGACAGUCUUGAAAUAUCGAAAUUUCCUCCUUGGGAUUUGCCAGCGCCGCGUUGCGCCAAGACUGUCGGAAUAAAGGACGCUGACUAUUGUAUUAUCGUUAUUUUAUUAAUUGGUCAGUAGGAAGAUUACAGAUGAGGAAAGGGGACGUCUGUCACCUUUCCUGCGCUAAGAUUGAAAAAUUAGACUGGAUUGAGGACAGCUUUAAAAUGAAGCAAAAAGAAUAAGAUUUUUAAAAACCGAAAGGCAUAGGAGCCCCCCAAGUAACACACUUUUAUUUGUAUUUUUUUUUUGAGAUUUAUUUUUUUUUUCCCGUGGUGGUGGGGGAGGUGAUUGGGUGGCUUACUAGCUACUGGGAAGCAGCUUCCCUUCCUUUUGGAGAUGAUUGUGCUAUUAUUCUUUGCCUUGCUCUGGAUGGUGGAAGGAGUCUUUUCCCAGCUUCACUACACCGUACAAGAGGAGCAGGAACAUGGCACUUUCGUGGGGAAUAUCGCUGAAGAUCUGGGCUUGGACAUUACAAAACUUUCAGCUCGCGGGUUUCAGACGGUGGCCAACUCACGGACCCCUUACUUGGACCUCAACCUGGAGACUGGGGUGCUGUACGUGAACGAGAAGAUCGACCGCGAGCAAAUCUGCAAGCAGAGCCCCUCCUGCGUCCUGCACCUGGAGGUCUUCCUGGAGAACCCCCUGGAACUGUUCCGGGUGGAGAUUGAGGUGCUUGACAUAAAUGACAAUCCUCCCUCUUUCCCGGAGCCAGAUCUGACUGUGGAAAUCUCUGAAAGCGCCACACCAGGCACCCGCUUCCCUUUGGAGAGCGCAUUCGACCCAGACGUGGGAACCAACUCCUUGCGCGACUACGAGAUCACCCCCAACAGCUACUUCUCCCUGGACGUGCAGACCCAGGGAGAUGGCAACCGAUUCGCUGAGCUGGUGCUAGAGAAGCCACUGGACCGGGAGCAGCAAGCGGUGCACCGCUACGUGCUGACCGCGGUGGACGGAGGAGGAGGGGGAGGAGGAGAAGGAGGAGGAGGCGGUGGGGGAGCAGGCCUACCCCCCCAGCAGCAGCGCACCGGCACGGCCCUACUCACCAUCCGAGUGCUAGAUUCCAACGACAAUGUGCCCGCUUUCGACCAACCCGUCUACACUGUGUCCCUACCAGAGAACUCGCCCCCGGGUACGCUAGUGAUCCAGCUCAAUGCCACAGACCCCGACGAGGGCCAGAACGGUGAAGUCGUGUACUCCUUCAGCAGCCACAUUUCACCCCGGGCUCGGGAGCUCUUCGGACUCUCGCCGCGCACCGGCCGGCUAGAGGUGAGCGGAGAACUGGACUACGAAGAGAGCCCUGUGUACCAGGUAUAUGUGCAAGCCAAGGACCUGGGCCCCAACGCUGUGCCUGCGCACUGCAAGGUGCUCGUGCGAGUGCUGGAUGCUAACGACAACGCGCCGGAGAUCAGCUUCAGCACCGUGAAGGAGGCGGUGAGCGAGGGCGCGGCGCCAGGCACAGUGGUAGCUCUGUUCAGCGUGACCGACCGCGAUUCAGAAGAGAAUGGGCAAGUGCAGUGUGAGCUGUUGGGGGACGUGCCCUUCCGCCUCAAGUCUUCCUUCAAAAAUUACUAUACCAUCGUGACCGAGGCCCCCCUGGACCGAGAGGCUGGAGACUCCUAUACCCUUACCGUGGUGGCCCGGGACCGGGGCGAGCCGGCGCUCUCUACCAGUAAGUCAAUCCAGGUCCAAGUGUCGGAUGUGAAUGACAACGCGCCGCGCUUCAGCCAGCCGGUCUACGACGUGUAUGUGACCGAAAACAACGUGCCAGGCGCCUACAUCUAUGCGGUGAGCGCCACUGACCGCGAUGAGGGGGCCAAUGCCCAGCUAGCCUACUCCAUCCUCGAGUGCCAGAUCCAGGGCAUGAGCGUCUUCACCUACGUGUCCAUCAACUCUGAGAAUGGCUACUUGUAUGCUCUGCGGUCUUUCGACUACGAGCAGCUUAAGGACUUCAGCUUUCAGGUGGAAGCCCGGGACGCCGGCAGCCCCCAGGCGCUGGCGGGCAACGCCACCGUCAACAUCCUCAUAGUGGACCAGAACGACAACGCCCCUGCCAUCGUGGCGCCCCUACCGGGGCGCAACGGGACUCCAGCCCGCGAAGUGCUGCCCCGCUCGGCGGAGCCGGGUUACCUGCUCACUCGCGUGGCGGCGGUGGACGCGGACGACGGAGAGAACGCCCGGCUCACCUAUAGCAUCGUGCGGGGCAAUGAAAUGAACCUCUUCCGCAUGGACUGGCGCACAGGGGAGCUCCGCACAGCGCGCCGGGUUCCAACCAAGCGCGACCCCCAGCGGCCUUAUGAGCUGGUGAUCGAGGUGCGAGACCACGGGCAGCCGCCCCUGUCCUCCACUGCCACCCUGGUGGUUCAACUCGUGGAUAGCGCAGUGGAGCCCCAGGGCGGGGGCGGGGGCGGAAGCGGCGGGUCAGGGGAGCACCAACGCCCCAGCCGCUCCGGCAGCGGAGAAACCUCGCUAGACCUCACCCUCAUCCUCAUCAUUGCGCUGGGUUCAGUGUCCUUCAUCUUCCUGCUGGCCAUGAUCGUGCUGGCCGUACGUUGCCAAAAAGAGAAAAAGCUCAACAUCUACACGUGUCUGGCCAGCGACUGCUGCCUGUGCUGCUGCUGCUGCGGUGGCGGGGGUUCGACCUGCUGUGGCCGCCAAGCCCGAGCACGCAAGAAGAAACUCAGCAAGUCGGACAUAAUGCUGGUGCAGAGCUCCAAUGUACCAAGUAACCCUGCCCAGGUGCCCGUGGAGGAGUCUGGGGGCUUUGGCUCCCAUCACCACAACCAGAAUUACUGCUACCAGGUCUGCCUGACCCCAGAGUCUGCUAAGACCGACCUGAUGUUCCUUAAGCCUUGCAGCCCUUCUCGGAGUACGGACACUGAGCACAAUCCAUGUGGGGCCAUCGUCACCGGUUACACCGACCAGCAACCAGACAUCAUCUCCAAUGGAAGCAUUUUGUCCAACGAGACUAAACACCAGCGAGCAGAGCUCAGCUAUCUAGUUGACAGACCUCGCCGAGUUAACAGUUCUGCAUUCCAAGAAGCUGACAUAGUAAGCUCUAAGGACAGUGGUCAUGGAGACAGUGAACAGGGAGAUAGUGAUCAUGAUGCCACCAACCGCGGCCAGUCAGCUGGUAUGGAUCUCUUCUCCAACUGCACCGAAGAAUGUAAAGCCCUGGGCCACUCAGAUCGGUGCUGGAUGCCUUCUUUUGUCCCUUCUGAUGGACGCCAGGCUGCCGAUUACCGCAGCAAUCUGCACGUUCCCGGCAUGGACUCUGUUCCAGACACCGAGGUGUUUGAGACUCCAGAAGCCCAGCCUGCAGCAGAGCGGUCCUUCUCCACCUUUGGCAAAGAGAAGGCCCUACACAGCACCCUGGAGAGGAAGGAGCUGGAUGGACUGCUGUCUAACACACGAGCGCCUUAUAAACCACCGUAUUUGACACGGAAAAGGAUAUGCUAGUCAAUUCUACAGAACUUACCUGAAGCAGCAUGAUUUGCACAAAGUCGACCAACAAAAGCAUCAACUUUUCAACUUCAUUAUCUUGGCCAUCCAGUUAGUUGUGUGUGACUGAGUAUUAGAUUUCCAGCGGAGUCAUCGUGGCCAAUUAUUAGGACCUAAUUGCUCUCAGCAGGCCUGAGAAAUGAGUUGAAAUGUGCAGAACUGUAGAAAACUUCAGAGGCAACUGACUUUGCCUCUCCGAUCAGUGUGUGCCUGUUUACAGCACUAUAUAUCUCUCUCUCCAAAUGUCACUGAGCCCUUUAGAUGUUUAUAUUCACCACAAGAAGCCAGUCAUAAAGAUAAAGGAAAUUUGUGCAUUAUAAAUGCAAUAUCACUGUUUUAAACUUGACUGUUUUAUAUUAUUUUUGUGUGAUCAAGUGUUCCCCCAACUAUUCCAACUUUACAAGAGAGAUUGUGAUUAUGUUCUUUUCACCUGUGGGUUAUAAAAAAAAAAUGUUGUAUUCUGAAGACCCACAAUAUCAAAGACAUUCUGUAGUUUAUACACCGUGUUGCAAAGUGUUUACUGUACUAUUUCAAAGCUUCUAAAUAAAUAUAAAAUAUAUAUAUUAUAUUAUAUAAUUUUCCUAAAAUGUGGUACAAAUCAGUUGGUUUUUAAAUGGAUUCAUACAGUCCACAUCAUACAAUAAAGUGAAAGGUAAUUCAGGGUCGACCCAAAGAUAAACUUACUAAGAAAAAGAUCAUUAAUAGUUCCUUCCCAGUUUUCAUGUCUUAUCCAACCCUGUUUUUCCUUGUUUAAAAGAAAACGAAGCUCUAAGCUACAAAAUUUUGUCAAGAACUCAUACUGAAUUUUCAAUGCCAAAGAUGUAGCUGUGGAUGUUACCAGACAGAGCACUGAAUAUAUGCUAUCAAAAUAUCAAACAAUCUAUAUGAUUCUGAUUCUAUUUCUAUGGCUUUGAAUUUAGAAUCACGUAAAGCUUUUAUAAAGAAUCUUUCACAUGUAUUUGUUGUUAGAAAAAAAAACUGGGUGUGUGUACAUUUUGUGGUGUAAAAUAUGUAAUUGAAGAUUACUAUUUUAAGAAGUCCUCCAUCAUAUAACUCACACAGAAUUUUAUUUUACAUACUUUUACGUAGUUUUGUGACUCAGUUGCACAGUAAUAUAAAAUAUAUUUAUAACUCUAUAUGAACAUAUAGAGAUAUAUAAGUAUUUGAACUGGUAAAGAAUAACCAUAAAUAUAAAGGAUCUCUAAAUUUAAAACAUUAAAUAAAUUUGGGGAUAUAUACAUGGUACAUUAUUGUUUCAGUAUUAUGUGUGAAAAUUUUCUAUCUUAACUGUAGUCAGUGUUUAUUAAUGGCAAAAUUCUUCAUGAGUCAGCCUUGAAAAAUCAAGCUUGCCUUUUACUUUUAUGUCAACAAAGUUAAUUAUUAAAUUCAGUAAGAUGCAGUUUUCUUCCUUUUACAUAUUUUUUUUCCUACAGUGGUUUAUUGCUUACUGAAACACAAUUAGGAGAGGGGGGAAAUGAGAGAAUGUGAGAUGAUUUCUAAGCAAAAAGUAAAAUUGUCACAGUUUCCCUCUUAAAAAGCAUUGAAUAUGAUAUCCCCAUAUGUCCCAUCCAAAUGACAGACCUAUUUUGAAUACUACCCUUAAUUUUAACUGAUCUUACAUUCAGUGUUAGUUUGAGCUGCACAAUGUUACUGAAGAAUAAACUAAAACUUAACAAAUAGUCUCUACCUGUUUUUAGGUAAUGGAAGUGAAUUUUCCUUAGAUUUAACAUUAAGAUGCAUACCUGAUUCACAUGUCCUGGAUGUUUACCUUUAGAGUGAUGUCUCAAUGUCACACAUUUGACUGCUAUCAAACUAGAUAAUAAAAUGUCAUAAUCCCAAUUAGUUUAUAGACCAAAAUAAUGUACUUUAAUAUUCCAGUCUUCGGGGACUCUUUAAAGAUGAAGCUAAUCCCUCAUAUGUACUAUAGAAAGCACAUACCUUCAUCACGUGCAGCAGUAAUAUUUUCCCAACUUUUGGCAUUUACUACAUCAAUAUUUUGAAUGAUAGACAAUUUUAGAAAGUAAACAUUUAUAUAUAAUUUAACUGGAAAAAAGUCUAUUUGUUCUAAUUGCUUCUUAAACAAGAAAAUUAUUUUCUUGUAGAAUCACUCCUUUGAUUAAAUCCUUUCAUGCCUCGUUUUACAAUCAUGGGGGAAAAUCCACAUCCAUCCUGUUUAUUACCUCUACUAAAAAUAAUGUUAUAAUCACUUCAUAUAUAAUAGAUAUAUUAAUUCAUUGGAUUGAAGGUAUUUUCUUUAAUCAUUUAACCCUUUAUUUAACCCAUUGUAUAUAUUUUUCUUUAAUCGACUUUUAUAACAUAUAUUUAAAUAUUAGCUUUUAUGUAUAUAUAUAUAUAUAUAUCUCAUAGUAACCUCAUAUAGUAAUUUGCAUUUUAGUUCUUAAAUUAUAUCAUCAUUCCACAAAACAAGUCAAAAAGAUUACCUAUUUUGAUGGACAGCACUAUCCCAAAGCAGAAUACUAAAUGAUUAGCUUAUUAAUCAAUCAUUGCAUCCACAGUAGGUCAGAAAUUACAAUACAGUAAAGAUCUUAUUUUUAGUAAAUUGUCAAAAAUGUUAUCCAUCCACAAGGGGGACUCAAAAAAUGGAAAGUACAACCAACUAAUAAUAAAGUUUGCUAAAUAAGUAUUAACUAAGCUAGUAUAUCAAGGAAUUAUAGUAUAGGCUUUCUAUUUAAUCUGGUCAUUCUAACAUCCAAUCUUCCAUAAUUUUUGUACAUGUAAAUGAAAAACAAUAUACAGAUUCGUAGAUGUAUUUCAUUGAUAAAUUACUACAGAAAUGAAUAAUCAUGCCAUUUACUCCUUGUUAACAUCAUGAGUUUUAGAGCAGUAAAAGUCAGAAAAUUUUCCUGUGGAAACAGUGUUUUAAUGCUUCAAUGGUAUGUCAAAUGACAAUUUUUAGAAAAUAUUCAUCCACAUGUAAAAUUCUAAUUAUUAGCUUAUCAACAUAAUUUUGUGAAACCGUUUUAAAUCAAAUAAUUAAAUACUUCAUCAGAAUUGCUUUAAAGAUAUAAUGAUGUCAAUAACAUAAGUGUAUCCUCUUUUCUUGGGACAUAUUAAGGAUAUAUGCAUAGUUUUGUUAGGAAGAUAUCAAACAUAUCAAAUUUAGAACUAUAGUAGAAGACUGAAAUACUUUAAUUACUCAUUCUGUUUCAUUUCUUAAUUGUGCUCUAAUUUGAUUCGUCAGAUGUUUAUCAUUUGGAAACCCUCCUGCUUUUCAAUAAGAGGAAUAAAAAAUUCUCGAAGUUCUCAACAUAAGCUUUCUUAACCAUGCAUUGAUUAUACUAUCUUACCUUCCCUAAAUCACUGACUGCAGCUCAGUUGAUCUUGAGUAUAAUUGCAGAGCUGGAAUGUGGCAACUGCUAAGCAGGAUAAAGGAUGCAUUUGUGUUCUUGACUGAUGUCAGCAUGGUUUUUGUCAUUGCAUGAGAUUUUCUCCGCUCACUUCUCUAUGUACUAUGAAUACCCAAGGAAAUCAAAAAACACUGAAAAAAUUAGUAUACUUGAUAAUUUUUUCUGAAAAUCUUAUAUUUUUCAUAUUAUGAUAUCUUGGGUUCUUUAUCUUUUUCAAGUCUAAUUUUGUAGUGGUAAAGCUUUGCACUUAACAUCCUUUUUAUGUUCCUUUUUAACAAGGAAAAACAGUAAAUAACAAAAUUCCAUAUUUUUUACACCACGGAGUAGUACAAUUAUUUUCUAUAUUGUUAGUACUUCAAGGACUAUCCCUCUGCUAAGUCAAGCAAAAUCCUUCUACAGUAAUUUGUGAAACUGUUCAGUAGAGUAUUUUUUUCUUCAGAAACUUGGCAUAGGCUUUAGACUAUAGCAUUCUUUAAGAAUGCGGUAGGUGGGUGCCGCCAGAGUAUUCCAGGCAAUAAUAUGAGUAAAAUUCUAAUACCUUCAGUGUGCAUGCAUGUAUUUCUAAUCACUGUUAUUUUUUAAGUAUUUGUAAAAUUAGAAAAAUGACUUUUAUUUCUUGACAACUUGUCACAUGCUUAGUUUGAAGUUUUACUCUCCAGAUAUUUUUGAGUUGUGCAAAAAUAUUGCAUCCAGGAUGCAAGUGUAUUGUGUUUUCACACAAGACUCAAAAAUCUCUGAAUGACAGAAUUUAGACUUUCAAACAUCCACACAUUCUUGAGCUGAAAGUAAGCAGGGAAUUUCAGCUCUAAACACAUUUUUUUUUUGAGACAGUUAUCUGUGAGUGAAAACAGGGUAUUAUAACAAAAGAUGAGUUUUGAUCUUAACUAUAGUGUUUGUUACUGUGAAUGCUAUAAUAAUACAUAAGUAAAAUGAGUGUAAAUGUAAUAUAUUAUUUUAUACUGCUGUAUACAUAUGAAAUAAAUAAAACUAGGAUACAUAUCAUGCCAUUUUUCCAUGCAUGGAUCUUCCACUGUGGGAGCUUUGAAUAAAAAUCAAUGGCAAAAAUGUGGCCCUAAGUUUAAAAACAACUAAUGCUGAUUUAGUAACUUUAGUCUUAAUAUAACAGGUCUAAGGGGGACAUCUGUUCAAAACUGAUUCUCAUUUGAUGCAACAUAUGCUAGGUUUGAAAGGAUUUCAUGUAUUUAUGGUUUUGAAUGUAGGCAAUUCCACACGAUUCUUAUGAUACCCAAGAUGAAUCCUUAACAUAUAUAUAUUUUUCCACCUGGUACUGUUCUUCUUUAACUUUUUUGAUCUGUAGUAAUAUCAAGGGUCCACAAAGAUUAAUGGAGAGGUUGUACAUAUGAUAUGGGUGCCUUCAAGCAAUAAAGAAAGGUUUUUGGUUUUUUUUGUAAAAUUUAGAAACAUUUCAUAUUUAAGGUUCAUAGAAACAAAAUGAAAAAUAAAGUUCUUAUGGGUAUCAUUGUCAAAGAAGAACAUAUGAAUUAAAGUUUAGAUAUUUUUUAUAAUGUUAACAUAAUCUGAAUGAACCCUAUAGAAAUUUCAAUUCUGAAAUAUCUAAGUGGUGAUAUAGAAGAAACGCCAUGCUUCUUAAUCUUGUGUGUGGUUUGUGUGACUCAAGUUCAAAUUACACAAAGUGCACACACAAGGUUCAUUUAGAAGGCAGUAAGCGGGAGGAUUAGGUACUUUUCUUGCUUUAAACGUCUAGUAUUUUCAACCCUGUGGGGAAAAAGAACUGAAUAAGAUACAUAGGAGUGAUAACACUCCAUGAAGUGUUAUCAGCUCUAACCACAGGGUGCCUGAGUCUCCCUGUAGCUCUUCUGCCUGCCCCUUACUUUCACCCUUUCUGAAUACCAUAUCAUGGACUCUUUCAUUAAAACAAGGUUGUGAAUUUUUAGAAGUAAAAUUAAACUUUAUUAAUUACAGAUUGAAGUUCGAUAGUGAGGGGAUGGGAUAUAAGAACAUAUGGUAAUAUAUGUCUCUUAAGAAAAUUCUAGUUUGUUUUAGGAGCCAAAGAAAUUGCAGGAAAAUAUCACAUAAUUAAAUAACCAAAUAAUUGAAUAAUCAGACAUAGUGGUCAAAAUCUAUCGGUGGCGUCAUGAAAUCAACUUAAUGUACAAAGAUAAUGACAUGAAAAGAAAAAGAAGUAAGUAGAAUAGAGAAAAAAAGUAGAUGAUAGAAAAACAUUAAAACAUACCACUUAUGUAAAAGUAAAUAGUUCUUGGAGAAGCUUUUUUUUCGGAUCUGUGUGUGAAAUAGGUCACAAUCUGAAAUGUAUUUCUGACUGUGCAUCAUUUCCCCAAAUGUUUGAAAUGUACUGUACCAUAGGAUCUCUGUUUCAAAUUUCAACUUAUUUAAUGGUGUAGAGAGUCAGGGAAGAUAUUUUUUGAAAAUGUACUUCUCAGAUGAAUCUUAGACUUUACAUUUUUGAAAAUGUGGAUAGGUAUAUUAGCUGUAGCUUUUUUUCUGAGAAUUAUGUGAACUGAUGUCUGUGAAAUGCACAACAUGACAGUCACAUGCAAGGGGUGUAUGUCAGUAUUAAUACCAUUUCCCAUCGCUUUGCCAAAUAUUCUUGGCUACCAAAAGUAGAGAACACACUCUCCAAAUGGAAAGAAUUCCUUUCUCACCAUUCCAGACUGCUGUAGACUUGUAUCUGAGCCGCACUUAACUUCAAAACCUCAAGAUGAAAGUGGGUUUCCUUUGGUAUUCCCUCCUGGGAUUUGCUCACCUCUUCCUCCCCAUUUACCAGUGCUGUGGAGCCCAAGAAAUAAAACUCAUGUCUGGCUUUUGCAACUCCUGUGCAACCUUCAUCCCAACUUUUGAAAAAAAAAAAAAAAAAACACCCUGAUUGCACUAGAAUAUUUACCCUACUUUUCUCCUUUGAUGCCAAUGUCCUUUCUAAAUAUCUAUUUCCAUACAAAUCAAUGUGUUGGAAACACUGCAGAUUUGAUAGAUCAUAUGUUUUUGCAUAUGUUUUUUGCAUAUGACUACUAUUCAUUUCAAAAAUAAUUGCACAGUAUUCAGCAUCUGCUCAAUAGUAUUGGAUUAUUUUAAUUGUUCUGAUUGUAGAUUGCGUGGUGUUGGCAAUCCCUAGCUUAGCAGUCUGCUCCCUAGAGCGAUCCUUUGGCUGUUAAAAAUAUUUCUAAAACCCCCCUUUUAUUUGAACAAUCUGUUAAAAGUUCUCUUCCUUAUCAUGGAAACUAGAUUUUUAAAUUUUCAGGUAAAAUAAGGUAGUUCAUAUUAAUCUGUAACUAAAUCAAUGUUUCUAAGGGAGCAUUCUUCUUUUACAAAGAAUGUAUUAAUUCAUGUAAACUUCUAAAGAGAAUAUUGCAUGGAUGAAGAUACUUUUUGUUUUGUUUGCUUAUUUGUUUUCCUUUGAGAGCAGUUGAUAAUCAUGGGGUAAUUCUUUAACCAAUCUCUCUGGGAACAAGAAACAUCUGAAUUAAGAUUAUAAUCACCAAAUCAAGAACACAACAGUAGUCUCUCUCCCCUCCCUUUCCUCAUCAUUGUGAAUAACUCUUCUCUUAAUAAUGAAAAAA